Messenger RNA from Adineta ricciae, 1134 nucleotides. The record is from the annotation of a GenBank genome assembly. Lineage: Eukaryota; Metazoa; Rotifera; Eurotatoria; Adinetida; Adinetidae.
AUGGCAAAAGAGAUGGAUCGUUUCCGCGCUAAGAGUAUGGCAGAUCUACGUACUCAAGCGUUUGCUCGUCCUAAUCACAGCCAACCACUGACAUUUCAACGACUAUGGAAUCUUUACAAAAAAGUAAAAAUCAAGGCAGAUCAAUAUUUGAACGUGGACGGAGAUCAAGAAUUAGCGUAUACAUGUUAUUAUAACGCUGCCGAGUAUCUGAAUAUGAUAAUGAAAUGUGAAGAGUAUUCACACAUGCCACAAUUCUUUCGAACAAAAUUCGAACAGCAAUGGACUGAAUGCGAGCAACUAGAAUCUUCAUUACGGCUAGAACUGGAACAAAGGUACAAGAGGCAAAAUGUUAACAAACGAGAUAAUACGGUACCAAAUCCAUCAUUCACGUAUGAAAAUACACAAGUGCCAAUAUCAAAAGUACCGUUUUCUCGUUCGGAUACGCCUCAGCAACCUCGAACUCCAAGAGUAAAAUCGCGGAAUCGUGAAUGUGUCGUCUGUCUAACUCGAAAGCCUACCGCCGAUUUUCAAAAACUCUUUAGUCCAGAAUGUCGACAUGCCAUACGCCACAUUUGUACUCCAUGUGUUCGAGAAAAUACGCACAGAGCUCUCAAGGAUUCACCAGCAACCGAAGUUCGCUGUCCCGAGCAGAAUUGUAAUGUUCUAUUCGAUUUUGCCAGCGUUCAAAGCCUUCUGAAUGGAGCUAGCACGUCUCUGGGUCGUUGUGGAACAGCCCUUACUCGACAUGAAAGCCAUCUAAGUAUGAAUUGCAUUGAGACAAUGAGAAAUGUGGUCUUUUGUGCGUACGGAUGUGGCUGGGGUACUGAAAUACUUGGUACUAUGGUACCCUAUUUGACAUGUCUAAACUGCAAGAAGACAACAUGCACUCACCAUAAAAUUAGAUGGCACGUGGGAAUGACAUGCAGCGAAUAUGAUCAAAAACUAGAAUCCGAUCGCGAGAAUCGACAAAAUAAGAAAUACUUAGAUGAUCAUACGAAAAAAUGUCCUAAAUGCAAAGUAUCUAUCGAAAAAAACGGAGGAUGCAACCAUAUGACAUGUCGCAAUUGCAAACAUGAAUUCUGCUGGUCAUGUCUGACCGAUUACAAAUCUGCGGGUCAACAUCAAAAUUGCUGA